Coregonus sp. 'balchen' is the source of this 9991-nucleotide messenger RNA. The record is from the annotation of a GenBank genome assembly. Lineage: Eukaryota; Metazoa; Chordata; Actinopteri; Salmoniformes; Salmonidae.
UUUGUAUCACCACGGUGGGAGCGCUGCAGUGGGGAGGGAACGGAGUGAGUAUGGAACCACGCCAUAAAAGGUCAUUGCGCUUUUCCUCGCAGUUUUGCGCUCAUUCUUAGUAAUUGUUUCAGUUUGAAAGCCAUUGAAAAUGAAGUUCACAGGUGAUGUAACAAAAUAAACAAUGUUUGUGUUUAUCCAUAGAUUUACACAUAUCAGGUAUGGAGGAACUGGGUCGUCAACAUGAAUUUUGAUACUGCUGAUGAAGCCAACUUCUGGAGUAACCGUUCCUCGGAGCUGUACUCGGAGACACAGGCACCGUUAUCUGCAAAAAAAUCCAACUUUACCACAGUGAAUGACACAGACACGAGUCCGCUGGACCUUACCCGAGCCGUGCCCGUUGGUAUAGUUCUGGGCGCGUUCAUUCUGUUCGCAAUCGUGGGCAAUAUACUCGUAAUACUUUCCGUUGUGUGCAACAGACACCUGCGCAUCCCAACAAACUAUUUCAUUAUCAACCUAGCCAUUGCGGACCUGUUGCUGGGUACCACAGUGCUGCCCGUGUCCGCAACAUUGGAGAUUCUUGACUACUGGGUAUUCGGGAGGAUAUUCUGUGACAUCUGGGCAGCAGUGGACGUGCUAUGUUGCACUGCUUCCAUUAUGAGCCUGUGCGUAAUAUCCAUAGACCGUUAUAUAGGCGUGCGCUACCCACUGCAGUACCCCUGUAUAGUAACGGAGAAAAGAGCCCUUUUGGCCAUGCUCGGUGUUUGGGUUCUCGCUACCGUCAUCUCCAUCGGACCUCUGCUCGGGUGGAAACAACCACCCUCAAAUGACGACACCAAUUUGCCCCAUCACCGAAGAGCCCUUUUACGCACUGUUCUCGUCAUUGGGUUCAUUUUACAUACCUCUAGCUGUCAUCCUGUGCAUGUACUGUCAGGUUUAUGUAGUUGCCAAACGAACCACUAAGAACUUGGAGGCGGGGGUCAUGAAAGAGCACAUGGACUCGAAUGAGCUCACGCUCAGGAUCCACUGCAAAAACGCACAGCUGCAGGAAUACUGCGGCGCAGGCAAGGGCCAGACACGGAGCACUCUGACCGUCAAACUGUUCAAGUUCUCCCGAGAGAAGAAAGCUGCCAAAACUCUCGGUGUCGUGGUGGGCAUGUUUAUUCUCUGCUGGCUGCCAUUCUUCCUCGUGCUGCCCAUCGGUAGGUUUGGAGUUUUGUUGAGCAAACUGUUGUCACCAUUCCCCCCCUAGUUGCAUUAGGUUAAAUUUAACCACAUAACUGUUAGAUAGAUAGGACACUGAAUGCAUUCAUUCUGUUUUACAAAUAAACCUUGAAAAUGAGUGUGGUCACCAGGCACGAGCACAGAAGGGCUCUACCUGUGCAGAGCACAUGCCCCUUUGCCCUUCCGGUCUCCAAAGUGCCCUUUUGGGUGGUGGUAUAAUUUCCCCCCAAAAUAUGUUUUUUGUAUACAUUCGUUGUCAUUGUUGUUCGGAACCCACUUCCUGCAAGUAAUCAACUUCGCCACCCCCCAACCCUAUCUGUUGGUUGUGCCUGUUGAUCGUUGUUGUCCUUCCGCGUAACUUUACACACAGACAAUGUCAGCUAAACAUAGAAUGAAGAUGUUUAUCUGUCUCUCUGUGGAAAAACUUCAUCGUUGAAUAUAAAUAGCCUAAAAAGUUCGCUAUGUUAUAAACAAGCGAAGCAAGGCCAUAUUUUUUUUAAAUUAAAAGCAAGAUAACUGAAUUAUAUAAAGUUAGAUUAUGAAGCUAAAUAUUGACAUCACUUUCAUGUAGGCCUAUGUGCAAUCGAUAGACCUACCUAGUUAAACCACUAGGCUACAUCUGAGGCGCUACAAUGUUCUUAUCUAUUAGGCCUAUAGGCUACUAUUAUCUAAAAGCUACGCAUUUCACUGUAGCCUAACCAAUAACCUAAAGGUCAACAUAUUAUGUAUAUUGCUUAGCUUGCUACUUCAUGUUUAAUUAUUUUAAUUAUUUUAAUUGUUUAAGUAUUUAAUUGUAGAAUAUCUGUAGCCUAGGCCUACUUUAAGCUCAAUUCCUGCCUGACGUUAGACUACAAUGAUUUGUUGAGCAAAAUUUGCGAAAACCAUUGUCAUCAUAUCCUGUUUUUAGGUCACAUUGAUAUUUUUAUAGCAAAUGAGGGAAUUAGUGACUUUUACAGUUUACACAAACUGAAGAUAUGUAGAAUUUACAUAAACCAACAUUGCAUACAAAAUAGCACAAGAAAACACUUAGAGUACAUAACACAUGGCAAACAUAAUGCAAACACUUCAAUACAUAAUAGGCUACAGAACAUUUCUUCUCUUAAUUCGAAAACUGUAUUGUGUAAAAAAAAAAAAAUAUGGAUAAAAAAAGAUUGCUUUGAAGAGCCAUAAAUCAUGUAAGAGCUACAGUGUGCUCUUUGGCCUAUAUACUGGAAUCAUUUUCAGCACGGGACAGCUCCUGUAUAGACCGUUCAGUUUCAGAUUGUAACAAGUGCACUACGUGGUGUUUUGGGAAACGGGUGUGACAUCUUCGGCCGUUAUUUUUAGGAUGCAUCAUUAAAACACUCGUAAGCCUGAAUUCCAUCGCUAACGGGAUUCGGGAAACCGGGCCCUGGCCUUUGUCCCAGUCUGCCCUGUACGGGGAUUGCGCACGCCCGGUAUCCAAACAUGCAGCUUGAGAGAUGCGGUCACUGUCCGAGUGUGUGCAGCUAGCUGCCUCGUAUAAAUAUCAGCAGUACUGCCACAACAGCAUUAUAUUUGAUUAAUACUUGAUAACACUUCAUUUAGCCUACAUCAUUCGGUCUGGUUGGCUGAUAUGCGCAGCCGAGAGAGGCAAAAAGACAGAGGUAGGCCAAAUCUCAAUCAGUAAAAGAAGCUAGCUAGCAGAUCAACAUCAGUCAGCUGAUAGCCCACCCUCUUUUACCGAUGUCAAUCAUGUCUUUAGGAUGCACUGUAACUAGGUUGCUUACAAUUUGCGAUGAUGAGAGAAUGUUUUUUUUUAUUUUUUUUAUCGUUACAGGGAUUUGGUAUGUUAUGAAUUUCGAGUUAUGAUGUAUGAAAGUAAAACAAAAAAUCAAGCAGGGUGCCCUUUUUUCAUUUUGAGCACCUGCCCCCUGAAAGGUCUGUGCAUGGCCCUGUGUGUGUGACAUGAAAGGACAGCAUCUAUCUGUACAUGAUAUUCUCUGCUAGUGACCUCCAACACACAUGCUUAUCACUCUCACACAAGCACACAGGCAUAUACACACACACAGUCUCUCUCUUUCCCUCUCUCUCUCUCUGACACACACACACAGAUCAUAUGUUUUCCACGUACAGUAUGCCAAUAAUGUAGAGUUUUCAUAAGUCUGAUGGUAGUCGUGUCAAAAAUGAAAUUAUUUGGUUAGGCAGAAAAGGGUUUAAUCAGACGCAGUAGGUCUACACCCUUGCCAAAACGUGAACGUGGGGCAUGACAGUCAAAUACAACUUCCUUUUAGUAUCAAAAUAUUAACUUUUCCAUUCAUUAACUUGCCAAAAAUGUUAUGAUUGAAAAAUACCAUACUUCCCAGCCAGUGGCACCAUAAUUGGGGUAGCUAGGUCAUAGCAUAAGGGUGCUUGCAAUCUGGUGUAUUAAUACAUUAUUUAUUGUGGGUGUUUUAGCACCGGCAAGCCUCUCUCUUGAGCUUCCCAUGUUCCCAGCACCUCUUAAAUCAAGCGAGCAACACAUUACACAUCACAGUGGAUUCCUCCUACAUCUGUUGUUGACAUGGCAAAGUUCAGAGAGAUGAAACAGACUUUUAUACAUUUUUUUUUUUAUUUUUUUUAUUGUCAUUUAGCAGACACUCUUAUCCAGAGCGACUUACAGGAGCGAUUAGGGUUAAGUGCCUUGCUCAAGGGCACAUCGACAGAUUUUUCACCUAGUCGGCUCGGGGAUUAGAACCAGCGACCUUUCGGUUAUUGGCACACCGCUCUUAACCACUAAGCUACCUGCCGCCCAUGUCCUUACCAUCCCCCGCCCUCUAUAUUUACAGAAUUAUGCCAACCCUGAAUACCGUAUCCAUUUAGAAAUGUAUACCGUAGCAUGCUCAUGCUCUUUGAAAGUCUCAUUUCCAAAUCUCAGGCCCAUAAUCUUAAUUCUCUCCAUAUGGUCUUCACACAGUUAACUGGACAUUUUUAAUUUCAAUUCUGUAAAGCAAAAAGUCAAUAGGCCUAUACCACUAGGAGAGUAUAUAAAUACAGGAGCUACUAUAUUUUCAAUGAUUGAUUAUCGGUAUACUAAUUAUUCUGUGCUUUUACUAAACCAGUGUGUCCAUCACAUAAAUAAAUCCUGAAUUAUUUUUUCAAGGCUGAUAUUUUUUCAGUCAUGACCGUGCGUGAGAUAACAGAAAUGGUCAGUUUUGUGGUGAUAAUCAGGUUAUUUUGCUUUGCUCAAAUUACCCAGAGUGAUAAUGUCCAAUUGUGGCUCUCUAUUGGUUCCUGAGGCCUCCUCAGGGUGUGAUAGAAACUGUCUGUGUGGAUGACAGAGAUGGAGACAUAUACACACUGAGCAGAGCGGUGACCUAGCCUGGCCACACCAUGGAGGCACUGUGUAGAGGAGAAGGAUGACGGUUAGUGAAGAUCACACAGAGUAAUUGAUGGUGCACAAUCAGACAGUGCUUUGGGUAGAAGCCUUGUUAGUCAAGUUCAAGUUUCACGUUUUUAUUGUCACGUGCACAGUACAGUGAAAUGCCUUUCUUGCUUGCUCAUUGCGGUAAUCAAUAUCAGUAGUACUAUAAAAAAUCAAUACAAAUAGUCAAGUAGAACAAAAACACACGAGAAAUAGAAAUAAGAACACGAGAAAGUUAGUAAGCUAUAUACAGGGUCAGUUCCAGGGUCAGUGCCAAUACCAUAUUUACAAUAUGCAGUCUACUGGAGUGGUAGAUAUGUAUAGGGCUAAGGUCACUAUAGGCAUCAGGAUAUUUGAUAAACUGAGUAGCAGCAGCGUAUAUGAUGAUUGUAUGUGAGUGUGUAGAGUCAGUAUGAAUGUGUGUGUUAUGUGUGAGCAAACUAACCUUUAAGUCAUUUAGCAGACGCUCUUAGCCAGAGCGACUUACAGGAGCAAUUAGGGUUAAGUGCCUUGCUCAAGGGCACAUCGACAGAUUUUUCACCAGCGACCUUUCGGUUACUGGCACAACGCUCUUAACCACUAAGCUACCUGCCGCCCUGUGUGAGCCUGUUUGUUUUGGAGUGUCAGUGUGAGUGAGUGUGCAGAGUGCGCGUAGAGUGUGUAGAGUGACUGCUGCAGACGUCUGUGUGUACCAUACGGCACCCUGUUGGACCCUCAUCCAGACACUCGGGGACUUCUAUUAAAGAUAAUACAAAUGUAAUUGGUUUGAAGGAUUACAGCGGUCCUGACAUUGGUUGUAAUUUCCUCCUACGGUUUUUGGAAUAGGAUGUCUGAUAUAUUUGUUAUGAGUCCUGGAAGCAACAAUAAGCCCUGAAUAGCCCUGUCUUUGCUAUCUCUGCCCUCAAAAUGCUUUGAGACUGCCAGUAUAUCAGUGAUAUUAUCUACAUUAUAUUAAAACGACAUAAUUUGUUACAUCACCUGUUAUUUUUAUAAUUAAAGAAUGGAGAAUGGGGGCAGUAAUUAUCCCAGUUAUGCAAUAAAGCCCUAGAUAUAAACAGUAAUAAUUGGCAUAUAAAUGGUGUUUUCAUUAGAAAUGAAUGGGAGUCCUUACAAAGCACUCUCUUAGACGAAUUGGAUAAGAAAAUAGCUGGGUGAAGAAUUCUUGGUGUUCAUAGAUGCCCACAUUCGACAGACUUGUUGCUAUUGCAACUGCCAGGAUUUUAAAUCAUCUUUGUGAGAGCUUUUGCAGAUUGUGUUUGACGAUAGUGCCACUUUUCACUGCUAAUGUAAAUUGUGCAAUUCUCAAACUCUCUGCCUUGACCCGCCAAAGGCAUGUUUUGUUUUUGUCACCCGACAAACUAUAGUGCUCUGUGGUCUAUUGUGUCUGUAUUUUACGGCUUGUCCUCUGGCGGAGGUGGUGAACAAUAGAAGGAUAGAUUUUAUGGGACAAACAGGAAACAGCAUUUGUUCAAUCGAACACUGAUGGUGGUGAUCAGUAUAGCGGUUGAGGGCUUUAGCUUUUUUAGUCUCAGAACUCACCAGAUGAACCAAAACAUUACCUGGUAAAGAUCUUGACCCUCCAAUGAUUGUUGCUUUCCAUGUUAUGUAACCAAUAUUAACUAUUUUACCAAGGUUACAGUUAAAUGCAUGUGGACAGUAAUAUUGCAUUCCCACCAUAUUUAAUAGAUGUUUCCCAGAAUGUUUGAGAUUAGUUCAUUUAUCAACCCAAAUUCUCCAGUGAGCUGGACCUUGAGCGUGAUAUGAUGGUGAUGGGUUCCUGAUGCUUCUAGAAGGCAGGGGGCAGGAUUGCAGUGGGAAUGCCAGGGUGCUCAUACAGUAAGUCCCACUGACUAUCAUACCUCUUAAGCCCUCUUUAAAAAUGGCUUUAGACAUGAUAUAUUCCAUGCUUUUGUCCAUUCAUGUGUGUAUGGAGCUGUCCAAGGGCAUUACGUUCCCAGGUAGAUCUCAGGGUCUUUUGUAGAUUCCUUGCCUACACUAUCAUAAUCAGGUAUGUGUUAGCAAACAUGCCCAAACCAGAAAAUAGAUAAAUCCCUCCAUAUACACAUUAACUGCUCCUUGCUGAAUCUGUAGUCAAUGCUUCUGUCCUAAAAUGGAAAUACCAGUUAUGUAGCUAACAUGCGUAGUAAAAAUAGUAAUUUGACAGCACCAGUGAUAAAAGUAAAAAUAUUCCCAGUCUGUCUGGACCUCUGAGAACUUAAUGCGCCCACAUUACUGUUGUUUUCUCAUGCCAUGUUACUCAAUCAAUGCCCGGGGCAUAAAGUUCCUCUAAGGACCUCCACAUUGGUAGAAGAGGGCAUGGACUGAGAGAUUCCAUUUGAGAUUAUUUCUAUGUAUGGCGAUUGAUUGUGAAAUGUGUCCAGAAACAAUGAUAGAUGGAGGUGUUUGCUGCAUUUUCCUGAGUUCUCCUCCCCCUCCCUCUAGCAUGCUGUUCUUUAGCAGCACUCAGGACGUAACCAGGAGAUGUGUUGAAAGCCAGCAGCCUCACAGGGCACUGCAUACUGUAAGCCUACUGUACAUUUGACUGUCCCCCAUUCAUAGUCAAAUGUAUUGCAUCAGUCUUUACUUUGUUGUUUGCUACCUCUUCUCUAGAGCAACAUUGACUACCUUUCUGUGUUUGGCUCAUUAGUUUGUCAGAAUUCAGCAGCCGUCAAGCAGGACUCAGUCAUUUUGUAGACACGACGGGCAGUCAAUGUUGUCUGGGUGUGAGAAAGACAUGGCGAGUAGAUUAAGUGGUUAAUUAGUACGAGUAAAUUAAUCACUAGGAGAUGGACUUUGCAAGUGGAAUUGAGAGAGAAGUUGGACAGAGUGCACUGUGAUUUGUUAGCCUGGAUUCCACAGUUGCACGGCAUGAAGAAGCAUCCUAAAUCUUUGCAUGUAAGCACUAUCAGAGUAAAGUGGGUUCCUGGCUUCCGGUGACUAGGGAGGUUAGGGGAUGAGGAGGUUACAGUUUGUGGAAUAGCCUUGUGGAGGCUCCAGCUAUGAAGGCACUUUGCGCUGGAGAAUAAAGCCAGCCAGUAGCACAUUAUUAAAGUGUAAACACAGUCUCUCCUACGGACAGGCUGGGAAAUGAGAAAUGUGUCCUUGAAUUAGAUGGUUCUAUGAGCCAUGGCUCUAUUCUGAGGAAACACUGUAAUAACUCUUCUUAAACCUCUCUACAUCCCAAAGCCUAAAGAGAGAAAUAGGAUGGAAUGCAACAUCUUUCUUUUCAGGUUUUCAUCCAAUAACGUGACAGCCAGGGCUUCUGUGGCAGGACAUACCAAAGUGGAUGAGUACCCACAAUGCUGAGUCCAAAAAGGCCAAAAAAGGCGAUGUGAUGUGCAGCACGGGGUUGUUAAAGAGACUCCCAGCAGUGAAGGCCUCUGGGAUUAGUGUGCCUGUAAAAUGGGGAAGAAUUUGGAAUGAUGACGGAUGUCUGUGACCUUUGUUUAUGAGCUGGAGACAGCAAAGAUUAAACUUGAGAAAAUGCUUCUUUGAAAUUGAUACUGUCUCAUGUCGGCACAGUUGUGGUAUAGCUCACUGUAAUGAUUUCUUUAUUGGAUGAGGCUGCUUGUAAAUCCUGCCUUUAACUUUUUUUCAUUAGUAUUAGAAGCUUAGUAACUUAUUCAGAAUCAGUGGAAGCGCAUGCAAUGUCGGUAGGGUUGACCUCAGUGAUUAAAGGCCCAGUGCAUUCAAAAUGCAGUUUUUCCAGCUGAUGAAACUAACACUGUAAAAGUGUGAAAACAUUUUAUUAGUGUUAUUUCCUGAUAAUUGCUGGUUGAAAAUACAAUCUACACAGGACUUUCUAAUCAGCAGAUUUGCAUGGGCGGGAAUUUCGUCUUUCCAUGAUGACAUCACCAUGUGGUAAAUUGGUUAAUAGACCAAUAAUAAAGAGUUCUAAACCUGUCUGCCAAUAAUAGUUCGUUUUCAGUUUCCCCCUCUCAGGCCACUCCCAGACAGUCCUAGAGAAAUUAUUGCUGGAGAAAUAGUUUUUUGCUAAAAAGCUAUUUUUGCCCAUUUUAAUUAAAAUCUAUUACAGUAAGGUACUUAAUUGUGACCCAGAAAUUAUUUGAUAUUGAUAUAAAAACAGCUGAAUUGGGCCUUUAAGGAGAGUAUAGUACAGUAAUGAUGUGUGCUGUCAGUGAGUCAUGCUAUCUUUCUCUAAAACAUUCCAAAACAGGAAACAGUCAAGACAGUAGAAUCAGCAUCAAAAUGGUAAUACUUGGAAUCACUGUGUAAUCAUUGUAAUAAUUGGAGACCCACCAAUCUCUAUAUAACUAUAGUGUAUGAUACUCCCGUGUCAUUACACACCAGAGGCACAGGAGUAUCAAACACUAUAGAUUGUGCCCUCUAUACUUGAAUGAAUGUAUGUUUUUCAGAAGUACAAUUGAAAAUUAGUGUAUGACGCUUCCAUAAAACCAUCAGACAGACACAGAAGAGUGUAGUAAAGAGUUGAGUGAAGCCCCCGCCUGCACUCUUUAAAAGUUCUCAUCUGCUUCGUCACUGAUUAUUGAUCUGAAAGGUCUGGGAAGGUGAAAGCUUAGCGAUUGAAACACCACCAAGCCUAUAUUUCACCUUUCCCGUCUUUCCAGAUCCGUGGUCUCGAGCGAGAGGAGGAUGUCAGUGAUACAGUAGUUACCGGUACAUUGACUAUCUGUGAGGUUCUUUUGAUGAAUGCUGCCAUCUAUUGAUCACCAAACAUAAUGGAUUAAAGAGAUGGUUCAGCGUUUACAUUGUUUUCUCAGAUACAGUAUAUCUACCACCACAUCUUAUAUCUAAAAUGUUAAGUUAAAAUAUAUAACAGAUAUAAAAUAUAUAUAAUAACAUCGUUUUUUGAAAUGUCUGUAAAUGUAUAACAUGUUUUCUCUAUGUAAUGUCCCAGGGUCGUUCAAUGCCAACCUGCGUCCCCCAGAAACGUUCUUUAAGGUGAUCUUCUGGCUGGGCUACUUCAACAGCUGCCUGAAUCCCAUCAUCUACCCCUACUACAGCCGAGAGUUCAAACAGGCCUUCAUCCGCAUCCUCAAGUGCCGCUGCCAUCAGAAGAAAAAGCAGAAGGGCUGGAGGGUCUACUACAACCACCGCUCCUCCCACCUGGGCUCCACCAACAACUCCUACUUGAACGGGAGCCAGCAGACCCUGUCCUCUGUCAACCCCAGCCCUCGCUGUGUCAGCAAAGGAUCAGGCUCUCGCCUGGAGUCAGGGUGGGGCCGUGGCUCCCUGUCCCCCUGCCCGUCUCUGCCUGGGAGCCCCUUCACCAGCCAGAUGAGGGCCCUUCCUGGGGCUGUCUGCCAGAGCACCAGCAGAACCAGUAGAGUCAACCUGGUCUCCCCCCUGGCCGGGGAGCCAGUGCAUGCCAAUGGACAGAGUGGGAAUGGAAAGGUGGAGCAUGGCGCAAUCAGGGCAACACCUGAGACAAUGAUG